ACUACCACUGAUAAGAGCUGUUCUCCAACCACUAUUGCCGUCUAUCAUCAACAGCAGCCAAUACCUAUCAUCGAUUUCGUCGAUAUCGUCCAUCUUCUACCCGCCUCGUGGUGCCACCAGCCGUCCUUCCGCACAUCGGGUGAUCUUGCUAUGGUUUCUCUAUUUCUGCCUCCUAUAACCAUAGCACCAUGAGGUCGUCGCGAUCUAUGGGCGCAACCGCCUCGGCGUGGUGGGCCGCCCUCCUCGUUCUAGCCACUAUUCUCUCGACAGCGCCAACGGUACAUGCAAAAGACGAACCUACUGUUGUAGUCACCGAGUUCGACAGCCUUCCAGGCUUUCCCGAGUACUUCCCAGGCUCCAAUGUCGUCUUAUUUCGCGAAAUGAACGCGCCUCAUAUGGUAUGGCGAUCCACUGAUGGCGGUGCCACAUGGGACAAGACUAAAGGCAUAGACCAUGGGGAGAGUAUUGCCCUUGUGAUGCACAAGUACGAUCCAGAUCGCGCAUACGUAUUGACAUACGGCAACGUACACUGGAGGACAUCAGACAAGGGAGAGAACUGGGAAAAGUUCUAUACUGCUGCCUACACCAGCAAGAAUACAGAUACCUGGCUGACCUUCCACGCCGAUGAUCCCGACAAAAUCUUAUUCACUGGUAUGGAAUGUGAAGGCUUCUUCUGCGAGGAUCUCACCCUGUAUACUACCGAUGGUUUCAAAGAGAAGGCACAAAUACUCCGCAAGCAAACACAGAGUUGUCAGUGGGCCAAGUCGUCUCCGGUCUUCACUUCGGGCGAUUCUAAACUAGAUGAAACCCGAAUACUAUGUAUUGUAAGACCGGGCAUAUUCUCACUAGAUGAUAACCGACUCUUCGUGUCCGACAAUUACUUCAAGAGCCUCGACGAUGGUGAGACGCUAGAUGAGAAAGAGGUUAAUCUUAGCGGCAAGGGACCGGUUGAGGGCGUUGUUAGCAUUCUCGGAGUCAAGAAGUACUUUUUGGCAGCUAUAUCCUCCCCUAAAAGUACCGAAAUGGCGCUUUUUGUGACUGAUGAUACCAAGGUCUGGCAUCGCGCUGUCUUCCCACAAGACCAUCAGCUCGUUCAAACGUCAUACACGGUUCUUGAAAGUACAAAUUACAGUAUUCAGAUUGAUGUUCGCUCAGGCAAGCGCACAUCUGCUCCCAUGGGUACAUUGCUCACUAGCAACUCGAACGGCACCUAUUUCACGAGGAAUGUCGAGCAUACAAACCGUAAUGGUGAAGCCCACGUCGAUUUCGAGCAAGUCACUGGGAUUCAGGGUGUUUACCUAGUCAACCAAGUUGAUAAUUGGGAAGACGUACUAGGAAAAGAACAAGCUAAGAAGAAGAGUACAACAAAAAUCACCUUUGACGAUGGCAGGAGUUUCGAGGUCAUCAAAGCAGAUGACGAUCUUAUACACCUCCACUCGAUGACAGAACAGAGCAAUGUUGGUUCGGUCUUCUCGAGUCCUGCCGCUGGUCUGGUCAUGGGCAAUGGCAAUCGCGGCAAAUUCCUGAAAGAUUAUUGGGAAUCUAAUCUUUUUAUCUCUGACGAUGCCGGAAAGACCUGGAUCGAAGGACCCAAGGGCCCGCAUAAGUAUGAGUUUGGUGACCAGGGCUCAGUUCUCCUAGCUGUGCAGGACAGUAAAAAGGUAGAUGUUCAAGAGAUCAAAUACUCACUGGAUCACGGCCUGAGCUGGAAAACCACAAAACUACCCGACGAUCUCGCCAUCCUUCCUUGGGUACUAACAACAACGCAAGACUCGACUAGCCUAAAGUUCAUCCUCACUGCUCAAAAAGGGACUGAAGAAUCACCUAGUUUUUGUGUGGUAUCUAUUGAUUUCGAAGGUUUGCACGAGAACACGUGCAAGAAGUCCGACAUGGAAGAUUGGUACGCCCGAAAAAAUGACGACGGUAAACCUGGUUGUGUGAUGGGGCAUACGCAAAAAUUCCAGCGGCGUAAGAAAGACGCAAAGUGCUUUAUUAAGGAAGAAUUCAAUGGGCUACCGCAAGACACGACCCGUUGCGAAUGCACAAGUGUCGACUUUGAGUGCGAUUUCAACUUUGUACGAGAUGGUGAUGAAUGCAAGCUAGAAGGUCGAGUACUUGCCCCUCAAGAUGCUUGUACAUCCGAUGACCCUGACGAGAAGUUUAUGGGUUCGUCUGGCUGGCGCCUUAUCCCAGGAAACCAGUGCAAACGCACAGAGGGUAAACAAAAGGACGACAAGAAGGAGUGGAAAUGUUCUGAUGCGAAAUCACGGCCGAGCAACUCCACUAGUGAAGUCGAAGUCACUAGCAAAGUAUUCGAGGGAUCCUAUAAUCAGUUCGAGAAACACUAUCUUGAGCGCGGCGAGAAUAGCAAUUCCGAUGACGAGACAGUCAUUGCACGACCUGAAAAUGUACUAGGCAGCGCCGGUAGCAUUUACAUCACCCACGACCACGGCAAAACCUGGGCUACACCAAAAGAGCUCAAAGAUAAAGAUAUUUUCGGCAUUGUGACUCAUACCUACGUCAAAGAUAUGGCUUUUUUCCUCACCACCAAAAAGGAGGUAUACUAUACAACUGAUCGAGGCAAGAGCAUUGAUUCAUUCAAAGCACCAGAUCCAUUAGACCGACAAUCUCCGAUGUCACCUCUUUCGUUCCACCCUAAUCGACCGGAAUGGCUCAUAUGGCAUGGUCAGAAAUGUACUGGUGAUAAAUGCUAUAUCGAAGCUUCAUUUUCAAUGGAUCGUGGCGACAAUUGGCAGACUCUGAAGCGCUACGUGGACCGUUGUGAGUUUAGCGGCUCUGAAGCAUAUAAGUUUCGCCCUAAGGCCCAGAUCAUAUGCUCGGCCAGAGCACAAGAAAGCAAUGAUGCCGAAAACAACCCACUCCAACUGGAGUAUACAAAUGAGGUUCCCAACGUUGAGUUUAUUGUGGCUUUGGAUCAUAUCACUAAAUUUGCGCUCAUGGCUGAGUUCAUCGUAGUGGCAACUGAAAACACGACCGAGGGAACGUUAAGUGCGUUAGCCAGUCUUGACGGAAAGACGUAUGCACACGCACACUUCCCAGUCAACUUUCAGGUCCCUCAUCAAAAUUCAUACACUGUCCUUGACAGUUCUACACAUGCUGUUAAUCUUUUUGUUGCUACGGAAACGGAAAAAAGUCGUCGGUAUGGCUCAAUCCUGAAAAGCAACUCCAACGGCACGUCAUACGUCAUGAGCAUUUCUGGUGUCAACGCAAAUGACGCAUGGUAUGUUGAUUUUGAAAAGAUGUUGGGCUUGGAGGGAGUCGUGCUCGUAAAUACUGUCGCGAAUCAAGACAGUGACUCAGAAGUGAAGAAUCUCCAAACUCGAAUCAGCCAUAACGAUGGUGCCCUGUGGUCUUACCUUCCCCCACCUCAAAAGGACUCUGAAAACAAGCCGUACACCUGCUCCAGUCGAGAAGGCGAUGCCUUCUGUGCUCUCCAUCUCCACGGCUACACCGAAAGAGCAGAGCGUGGGACAGCAUACUCUUCCGAAUCCGCCAUCGGACUGAUGUUCGGGAUCGGAAACGUCGGGCCUAUUCUUGGCAACGCAAAAGAGGCCGAUACGUUCAUGACACAGGAUGCCGGCUUGACUUGGAAAGAAGUGAAGAAGGGUACCUGGAUCUGGUCAUUCGGUGAUCAAGGUUCUCUCAUUGUGCUCGCCCAGCGAAACACAAAAACUAAAUCAGUCUCUUAUUCGCUUGACCGUGGCGAAUCAUGGAAAGACAUGGAAUUCACCGAUUCGGACGUGACUAUUGCUGAUAUCACCACUUUACGAUCAGGGGCUUCUCGAAACUUUCUCCUCUGGGGUUAUACAGGCGAGGACUUGAUCACGUUCAACCUUGACUUCUCUGGGCUCAGUGAUAGACCGUGUGUACACGACGAAGACGACCCAAAUAAGUCCGACUAUGAGCUAUGGUCUCCAGAGCAUCCAUUACAACCCGAUGGCUGCUUGUUUGGGCACAAAAAUUGGUACCUCCGCAAAAAGACAGAUAGAGCCUGCUACAAUGAGCGAAAGCUGCAGCAGGUAUAUACGUCUAAGACGUGCGAGUGUACGCGGGAAGAUUAUGAAUGUGAUUAUAAUUAUGAGCUCGACGCUCACAAUUAUUGUACUCUUGUCGAUGGCCUUCAACCUAAAGACCCAGAAGAGGUGUGCCGCGAGAACCCAGAGUUGGAUGAGUAUCCUGAACGUUCCGCUCUCCGCCGCAUUCCCUUGUCAACAUGCAAGGGCGGCGCUUUUGACCCAGAGAGAGUCUUCAAGUAUCGCCCAUGCCCUGGCCACGAGGAAGAAUUUGAGAAGAAACGUGGUGUGUCAGGAGUAGCCAUCUUCUUCGCUGUGGUCAUUCCAAUCGCCUUUGCCGCCUUGGCGGGCUGGUGGGUUUACAGUAACUGGCAAAGCAAAUUUGGCCAGAUCCGCUUGGGCGAGCAGGGUAGCCUGGACCAGGACUCGCCGUGGGUCAAAUAUCCCGUCAUUGCCGUAUCGGCUAUCGUCGCCGUCGUUGGUGCGCUGCCCUUGGUAGCCUCUAGCGUCUGGCGAACGGUAAGUUCCGCGGCAUCGAGACUUAGCGGCAGAGGGGACAGUGGUGGUCGUUACAGUUGGUUACGGUCGAACGGCCAGCGCAGGUUUACUACGAGAGAUAGCUUUGCCCGCGGGAGAGGUGACUAUGCGAUUGUCGAUGAUGACGAGGGCGAACUUCUGGGCGACGAUAGUGAUGACGAGGCCUGAGUAGAACGUUUGAACAGCCGCGGUGUCGGAUCACGUUAAGGCUGGUUUGGUGGGCUGAUCCAUCGCUCUGUCGUGAACGGUAGCGAACGA
Messenger RNA from Xylaria bambusicola, 4829 nucleotides. RefSeq lists its product as uncharacterized. The transcript has 2 exons. The record is from RefSeq and is a predicted model, not a curated record. Gene Ontology annotation, cellular component: Golgi apparatus; membrane. NCBI's taxonomy places the organism in Eukaryota, Fungi, Ascomycota, Sordariomycetes, Xylariales, Xylariaceae. Gene Ontology annotation, biological process: protein targeting to vacuole; Golgi to endosome transport; Golgi to vacuole transport. Gene Ontology annotation, molecular function: protein binding. The coding region runs from base 189 to 4739 and encodes 1516 amino acids.